Messenger RNA from Phaedon cochleariae (mustard beetle), 1734 nucleotides. Lineage: Eukaryota; Metazoa; Arthropoda; Insecta; Coleoptera; Chrysomelidae. The record is from the annotation of a GenBank genome assembly.
AGAUAGGGAGUAAGGUAUUUGUAAAGCAAUCAAGUGUUCAUCAGAUGAAGAGGAAAUAACAUAGUACCUGCUACAUUUGGAAUCGACACCGUCAUAAUGUUCUCAAUCAUUGUUGGGCUGGUCAUAAUGGCAUCGACCAUUUUCUAUUAUUUCUGCGUACGUCCGAUGAAUUAUUGGAAAAGAAAAGGCGUUCAUCAGGGAUAUCCGUCAUGGUUAUUUGGAGAUAUUUUACGUAACAUUCUUGGAUUGGAAUGUUUCCUCAUUACAGUCUAUGAUGGAUAUAUGAAUGCUGCUAAUAAAAGAUAUUUUGGGAUGUACAUGUUUGCCAAGCCAUUGUUGGUCAUCAAAGAUCCUGCCUUGGUAAUGGAAAUCACUGUCAAGGCUUUCGAUAAUUUUGCGGACCACCAUGACAUCAUACCUACAGAAGCUGAUCCUUUGUGGGCUAAGAGUCUAGUACAACUGAAAGGAGAAGAUUGGAGAUUUAUGAGACCCCUGAUGAGUCGUUCUUUCUCGGUCAGCAAAAUCAAAACGAUGUACAAGUUGAUGUCGGACUGUGCCAAAAACUUCGUCGAUCAUUUCAAGAACAGAAUCGAAACAUCGAUCGAACUCAAUGUUCUGGAUGUAACGGCAAGAUACACCAAUGACGUCAUCGCCAGCGUUGCGUUCGGAGUGACUGUGGAUUCCAUGAACAAUCCAGAUAAUGAGUUCUUCCAGGUGGCAAAAAGGACAACAGAUUUGACUAGGUUCUGGUUGAAUCUGAGUGCGUUCGCAGCUUUAGUUCUACCUGGUUCCAUAAUGAAAAUAUUCGGUUUGAGGUUUUUCGAUGAGGAUGUCAGGAAGUAUUUCUUCAACGUUCUUCAAGAUUCACUACGUAUGGGGAAGGAUUCUGGAACCCUCCGUUCACAGCUUAUAGAGUCGCUUCUGGAGGCCCAAUCAGCAGCAAAGAAAGAUGGGUCAUUGCGGCAAUUGGAUGAUGACGAUAUUUUAGCUCAAUCGUUGAUAUUUUUUGUUGGUGGGUCCGAAACAGUUAGUAAACUAAUCGGUUUCAUAUGUUACGAACUGGCAAUGAAUAAGGAAAUGCAGGACAGAUUGAGAGCAGAAAUCCUCGAUGUUUCUAGAGAAAAUGAUGGCGAAAUUACAUACGACGCUACGAUGAAAAUGGAGUACAUGGACAUGAUUAUUUCGGAAUCCUUGAGAAAAUGGCCCAUCAUGGGUGGAAUAGACAGAAUAUGCACGAAAUCGUACAAAAUAGAGCCAGUCACUCCAGACGAGCAACCCAUUAUCAUAGAAGAAGGAACCCAAACGUGGAUACCCAUCUGGUCCAUACACCACGAUCCCAAAUAUUUCCCGGAUCCGGAGAAAUUCGAUCCAGAGAGGUUCAAUGAAGAGAGGAAGAAAGAAAUGUAUCCCUACGCUUACAACCCUUUCGGUUUGGGUCCGCGUAGCUGCCUCGGACAAAGAUUCAGUUUACUUAAAUGUAAAAUUAUCAUUAUGCAUAUCAUAUCCAAUUUUGAAUUGGAACCAUGUCAGAAGACGAAGGUUCCGUUAGGACUUCUCAACAAAGCUUUUCUGGUCAAUCCAGAAGUCGACAUCAUUGUCAAUAUGAAGAAAUGCACACCUAAGAAUAAUUAGAGUUACACAGGUUGAUUUGGUUGUAUUUUAUUGGUGAUUAUCUUCUUCACAUUAUGUAUUUAUCGUUUCACUAUAUACCUCAAUAAAUAGGGAUAUGAAUGG